AUCCAACAUAAUAACGCCGGCGCGUCCACGUGAUGCCGACCAGGCUAUAAGUUCUGGUGGCGCUGCGACUUCGUUUGCUCAUCAAGGCCUUUGUAAACUAGCCUGGCCUCCCGCGCCUCUGCAGGCAACGCAUACAUCCUCCUGGCCGCCGCCCAGCUAGAGCCACGCACCACACCCACCAGCAAGCAGCUUACAGCGCUCAAACCGCUCCCUCUCUGCCUCGUCAUCGCAGCGCGCCCUGCCAGCUCGCACCAGCAGCAGUACAAGACCAGCUCUGUGGCCUAACUGCCUCCCGCUAUCUAGUUCCCAGCAACCACAGCCGCAGCCGCAGCCUCAGCCUCAGCCUCAGCCGCCAUGUGCAGCGUGGACGCCUUUUUGUUCACGGCCUCGCGCCUCACAGCCGAUCCCGACGCCGCGCCGCCCCGCGCCUGGCGCCCCGCCGGCUCGCCCGAUGGGGGGGACGGCCCGCAGCAGCAGCCCCACGAGCCGCCGCCGCCGCCGCCCAUGUGCGCCCGUGUGCCGCCGGCCACGCUGCGGCGGCUGACGGCGGCGCUGAUCGCCUCUGGCGGCGGCGGCAGUGGCGGCGGCACUAGCGGCGGCGCUGGGGCCGAGGCGGCGGCGGCGGUAUCUGAGGCGGAGGUGGAGUACGCGAUUGCGCACGGGCGCUUCGCCGACCGCUACCACGCCCAGUGCCUGGUCAGUCGCCCCAUGCGCGGCUCAGGCACCGACCCCGCCGCUGCAGCAGCCGCCAAGCACCGCAGCACCGGCGGCGGCGGCAGUAGCAGUAACGGCGGCAGUGCUACUGCCGAGGUGCCUCAGCACUUGCGCGAGUGGGGGGUGCACGUGGGCGGCGGCGCACUGCUGGUGCUACAGCUGGAGCCCGUUGUCGGCAGUAGCAUCAGCGGCUGCGGGGAUGGCGGUAGCGGUGGGGGUGGCAUUAGCGGCGGCGGCGCCUGCCGCAGGUCCCAGACGGGCGCCUCCGACGGCGGCAGCAGUGACAGUGUUAGCGGCGCCAGUGAUGCGGCUGGGCUGGGCAGUGCUGCGAGCGUCGGCAGUAGCAGCAGCGCCGGUAGCCGCAGCAGCAGCUACGGCGGCAGCUCUGUCCUGGCCGCCGCCGCCGCGCCCACGGCCCCCGCCCCUGGCGGCAGCCCCCUGCUGACGCCGCGUGUGCGGCUGGUGCACUGGUACAGCUUCGCCCGCCCCGCCCUGCACCAGUGGCGCCGCCAGCAGGCCGCCGCUGCAGCCGCCGCCGCUGCUGCUGCCAGUGCUACUGCCGCCACCUCGCCUGCUGCAGACCCGGCUGCUACUGCCGAGCCGGCGCCGAUGCCCUUCGCCGCCACCCAGGCCACCGUGCCCACGGUGGCUCUGGAGGUGGAGGAGGUGUGGCGGCCGCUGUCGCAGCUGCGUGACCUGGCCCCCCGCCUGCUGGGCGCCUCCCUGCCGCCCGACCUGGCGCCCCUGAUGCUGGUGGCAGUCGGCACCGGCAGUAGCAGCAGCGGCUCCGGUGGCAGUAGCAUCCAGUGGCCGCUUCAGCCUGGCGACCGCGAGGCGGCGGCGGCGGCCAGCUACGCCUUCGCCGCCUGGCUGGCUGGAAUGGAGAUGCCGGGCAGUCAGCCGGCGGACAAACGGCAGCAGCAGCAGCAGCAGCAGCAGCAGGCGGGCGGCGGCGCGGGGCUGCUGCAGCGGCUGUGGCGGCGCGCGGGGGCGGCGCUGGUGCGUCUCUCGGCGCCGCUGCCGCCUUCGGCACCGCCGCUGACUGCCACUGCCACUGCCACUGCUGCUGGCGAGGGCCAGGCGGCGGCGGUGCCGCUGUCGCCCGCGGCCGCCGGUGGCAUCACCACGGCUGCGGAGGCCUGGGCUGAGUUUGAGCGCCGGCUGUUGCUGCUGCCGGCCCCCUGCUCCCCGGGCGGCAGCGGCAGCAGCGGCAGCGGCUGCAGCAUUAGCGGCGCAGAGGCGGACAGUGAUGAGAGCGAGGACGUGGCGGCGGCGGCGGCGGGGGUGUGUGUGGAGGACGCGGAGGCGGCUGUGGCACGCGAGUGGCUGUCGCUGAUCUGAGGGCCGGCGCGAUGUGCGCCAUUGCACUACGGGUUAUGCGCUGGGGUGGGUGAGGGAUUGUGGGAGAGCCAUCCAGUAAGUUCAGAACCCCUAAACCCAAUCCACCCCCCCCAUACGCGUUUUGCCGUGAAGGAUGUGGUCAAGUGAUGUGUGUCCGUGUCUGAACAGGCAGGGCCUGUCAAGUAUGAGCUGUCUCCCGCCUUCGGUUGUGUUUGAGUUGUUAUCCGGCCUAUGAAUUCUUAUCCGGGCCUAGGUUGUGAUUGAAGGGCGUGAUUGAAGGGCGCACCAUGAUCAGUAACACAAGAAGUAAGUGCACAGUGACUAUGUAGAGAGGUGUGCCGUUCCCGGAUUAUUCAAGGAGGUGCCAGAAUGCCACGUGAAUAACGCUGGUGUGAUUAACAGAUGCAUGCAUGCAUUAAGUGCACCACGGACAGAUGAGCGUGAACGCGUGGAAUGACUGGAAUCCGGAACCCAAGUCAAGGACAACGGCCCGAAACGUUGUAAACAGUUGCAUAU
Messenger RNA from Chlamydomonas reinhardtii, 2571 nucleotides. RefSeq lists its product as uncharacterized. The transcript is spliced from 2 exons. Bases 355 to 2055 code for a protein of 566 amino acids. The record is from RefSeq and is a predicted model, not a curated record. NCBI's taxonomy places the organism in Eukaryota, Viridiplantae, Chlorophyta, Chlorophyceae, Chlamydomonadales, Chlamydomonadaceae.